Molecule: messenger RNA, 1062 nt
Organism: Haliaeetus leucocephalus (bald eagle)
Lineage: Eukaryota; Metazoa; Chordata; Aves; Accipitriformes; Accipitridae
Gene: CFAP73
Product: coiled-coil domain containing 42B
Exons: 6
Coding region: 1-1062 (353 amino acids)
Biological process (GO): spermatid development
Source: RefSeq, a predicted model, not a curated record
AUGGCCUUCGACCUGGAGGAGUAUUUGCAGACGGUUUUCCGGGACAAGCUCCGUCUGCUCCACGAUGAGCUCCACGCAACCUGCGGCAGGACGGUGCCGACGCGGGAUGGUGCCACGCUGCUGCCUUCCACGCGCUUGCUGCUGAAACGGCGGGAGGUGGCGGAGGUGGAGCGGGAGCUGCAGAGCCAGCGGGAGGAAUUUCGGCAGAGGAUGGAGUGCCUGGCGCAGCGCCGGCAGCAGCUGAGCCGGAGGGAAGAGGAGCUCCGGGAUGUUGUCCUCAAAUUCGACGCCUUCAUCAAGGGUGCCGAGGUCGCCCGCCUGCGCCGGGAGCUUGAGGGGCUGCUGCGGCGCAGGGAGCGCCUGGCCCGAUGCCUGCGGAGCCUCCGCGGCUUCGGUGACUACCUGCGGAGCGUGCUGGCCGGGAUGGGACAGUUUCAGGACAUCCCGGCCAUGCUGGCCCAUUUUGGGGCGCUGGCGGGGGCACGGGCAGCCCUGGCGCAACAGGCAGAAGCCAGGCAGGAGCAGCUGGCCCAGGGCUGGGCACGGCUCCGGCGUUACCGCGAGGAGGCCGGCAGCAAGCUCUUGUGCACCAAGGACGACCUGACCCGGCUCCGUGCACGCCUGGAGGCCACCCGCCAUGAUGUGCUUCAAGGGGAGUCCCACUGGGCCCACGUCCAGAGCACAGCCACCCAGAAGACCCUGCUGCUGGGGCAGAUCAAGCUGGCAGUGCUGAACCUCUUCCAGCUCGCCACCGCACGGCUCGAGGUCCCCACGGACGUGGCCCUGGAGGACACCGAGGCCCAGCUGGACACGGUCAGUGCAGCCCUUUCCCCUGAGCAGAGGGGCUGGGAGGGACACGGGGACAUUCAUUCACGUCCCCAGACGGCCGUGGCACGGAGGUCCCUGUCUCCGCAGGUGCUGCUCUGCAUGCAGGACCUGGCUGCCAUCUCUGCUGAGCUGCGCCCCAGGCAGCCGGGGACGUGUCCCCCACGCUUGCCCGUUGCCACCAGCAUAAACCGUCUGCGCCAUGGGGGUGCCAAGGUGCCUCCGAGCCAGGAAUAG